AUGGCUACGUACGUCGGUCCCAACGCGCGCGAGGGCGAGCUCGUCUUCGGCGUCGCGCACAUCUACGCGUCGUUUAACGAUACUUUCGUGCACGUGACGGAUUUGUCGGGCAAGGAAACCCUGAGCCGAUGCACCGGCGGGAUGAAGGUGAAGGCUGAUCGCGAUGAAUCCUCGCCGUAUGCGGCGAUGCUCGCGGCGCAAGACGUCGCCGCGCGAUGCAAAGAGCUCGGUAUCACGGCGCUGCACAUUAAGAUGCGCGCGACCGGGGGUAAUAAGACGAAGUCGCCGGGUCCGGGCGGGCAAAGCGCGCUUCGCGCGUUGUCGCGCUCCGGGUUGAAGAUUGGCCGAAUCGAAGACGUCACGCCGACGCCGACGGAUUCUACUCGUAGAAAGGGUGGUCGCCGUGGUCGUCGUUUGUAG
Molecule: messenger RNA, 420 nt
Organism: Ostreococcus lucimarinus CCE9901
Lineage: Eukaryota; Viridiplantae; Chlorophyta; Mamiellophyceae; Mamiellales; Bathycoccaceae
Gene: RPS14
Product: Ribosomal protein S14, component of cytosolic 80S ribosome and 40S small subunit
Exons: 3
Coding region: 1-420 (139 amino acids)
Biological process (GO): translation; maturation of SSU-rRNA from tricistronic rRNA transcript (SSU-rRNA, 5.8S rRNA, LSU-rRNA); ribosomal small subunit assembly
Cellular component (GO): cytosolic small ribosomal subunit; ribosome
Molecular function (GO): small ribosomal subunit rRNA binding; structural constituent of ribosome; mRNA 5'-UTR binding
Source: RefSeq, a predicted model, not a curated record